Drosophila gunungcola (fruit fly) is the source of this 1808-nucleotide messenger RNA. It is a transcript of the gene Or67a, whose product is annotated as odorant receptor 67a. Gene Ontology annotation, molecular function: olfactory receptor activity; odorant binding. The coding region runs from base 291 to 1559 and encodes 422 amino acids. NCBI's taxonomy places the organism in Eukaryota, Metazoa, Arthropoda, Insecta, Diptera, Drosophilidae. The record is from RefSeq and is a predicted model, not a curated record. The transcript is spliced from 4 exons. Gene Ontology annotation, biological process: detection of chemical stimulus involved in sensory perception of smell; sensory perception of smell. Gene Ontology annotation, cellular component: plasma membrane.
CGCAUGGCUCAACAAGUACACUGAGAGAAACGAGCAACUAAAAACUGUUGUUUUUGGAAAUCUUUAUAAAAAAAUAUUUAACGGACACGGCUGUAUACUUUAUAUGGUCAGAAUUGUCCUUCACUGCUUUGCAAACUUUUGACUGAAAUUCUAAUACCAUCUGCAAGGUUAUAAAAUGAUUUAUUUCAAGUGCUUGCAAAGUUGCGCCUUUGCGCAACGCCUGGACUGUAUAUAUAUGACAUUAAACUCUAGCUGACACACCAUUGUGAAGUGAAAAUAUCGGGAUAAACAUGAAGGUUCCCUUCCUUAUGAGAAAGUUUUUCAAUAGAACGAUUGGGGUCGUGGAGAAGUCGGAGACGGCGCAUCCUGUUGCCGAGGACUUCCUAGGGCUGGCCAUGAUUUACUUCCGUUCAAUGGGUGUGGAACCCUACGAAUCGGACAAGAAGCCCGGCCUUGGAUUUCAGCUGUACCUAGUAUUUCACAUAAUCAAUAUGAUCUUUGUUUGGGUCUCAAUGAUGGUGUUCGUGUUUGACUCCGUGUGCAACGAUACAAGCUCCGAUUUUCUAGAGGUUACCAUUGUAAUGAGCUACGUUACUUACGGUAACGUCGGCGUCUUGAAGAUCAUCGCAAUUCAAUUGCAGAAGGCCAAAUUGACGAACUUGGUGCGUCACCUGAAGUGUCUAUUGCCACCGCCCAUUGCGAAGGAGCAAGAGCUGUAUGGGGUGAAACACUAUCUACAACGCUGCAGGCUGAUCUCGAAACGUUUUAUAUGUCUUUUCACGACAAUGCUGGUUACCAACAGCGUUUCAGCCAUCGUCCAGUACGUCAUCCAAAGGUGGUUGCUCCACGUGCCAAAUGUUGAGCCCAACCUGCCCUACGUGCCCAUUGCGCCUUGGAGUUAUCGUGGAACCUGGCGAUUCCUCCCCACCUACUUGCUUCAGUCGAUCGCUGCCUACACAUGCACUUGCGGCUAUAUAGCCACCGAUCUCAUGUUGUUCGCCGUUUCACUGCAGGUCAUCAUGCAUUUUAAAACGUUGGCCAGGACCCUCAGGGAAUUCGAUGUUCAAAACAAUCGCAAUAAGAAGUUAGCUGAUAACGACCUGAGGAAGCUAAGAGGCCUGAUCGCGUGCCACAUCGAAAUAUUAGAGGUCACAAACGAGAUGAACGAUGUCUUUGGAGUGCCAUUGCUGUUGAACUUCCUUAACUCCACGCUACUCGUCUGCAACGUGGGAUUUCAGUUAACCAUUGGCAUAGGCCUGGAUUUUGUCGGCAGACAGGUUUUAAUCAUAAUUUGUGCUCUUGUGGAAAUCUACCUCAUCUGCUAUUUCAGCCAGCAGCUUAUCGAUGCGAGUAAUGAUAUCAGCUUUGCUGUCUAUGAAAUGAAUUGGAUGGAAGCCGACCCCCGAUUCCGGAAAAUGCUUAUGCUGAUGUCUAUGCGAGCCCAGAAGCCCGUCCGCUUUAAGGCCACCAUAUUCUUGGACAUCUCCAUUGAGACCAUGAGCAUUUUCCUGAAAGUGUCUUAUAGGUUCUUCGGCGCCAUUCGGAUGAUGUAUCAGUAAACGUUUAAUAAACUAGUAUAUUAUUAAAACAAAAGAGCAUGGGGGAAGGCUUUAGUCGCGUUCCCGGUAUAAUAUACCCGUUGCACAGCUAGAAAAAUUUCAAAAUAAAUAUUCCCCCACGAAAACAGUCGGGUCAUCACUGGCGCCAUCUGGCAAUCUGCAUUGACAACACUCCCCCGCUACAGCGACCCUAUCUUAUGCAGAGCAGCGGCAGAGCACACACGAACAGCAUGAAACCGCUGCCGGCAC